AUGAGCGAGCCUGGACCAGAGCCGCGAUCAGCGGCGCCCGCUGUCGCAGCGAGAGCGAGCAUGAAUUACCCAUUUGCUACCUCUCCAGACAUUCUGCGCGUUCACCAGAAGGAUGCAUAUAUCUCUGCGCAGCUGUCAUCAGAAGCAUCGAACAUCCUCAGACUUCUCCUCGGUGCCCGCUUCGCGCACAAGUAUGCCGGUGCAACAUCCUCGUUAUCGGAGUUGAUGUACCUUUGCCUGACGACGCUGCUCGGAAAUCGUACUCUCGGGGAGGAAUACUGCGACGUGAUACAGGUCUCGUCAGCAACGACCUCGCUGAGCCUUCCGAACCUGCUACAGCGCCUCUCAUAUAUAAUGUCCGUCACAUUGACUCCCUGGGCAUUAGCACAUACGCUGCCUGCUCUCCGAAGACGGCUUCGGGCGAAACUAGAACACAGCACAGCAAGACAAAGAGCGCGAUUAAAGCCAACAGAGCCGGCUUCUCGCGGACUUCGACUACAAGAAUACGUCCUGAAACAUCUGGACACAUUGACCUCGCUUUCGCCCAUCUACGCUGUCUCACUCAUUGCAUUCUACUUCACCGGUAGCUAUUAUCACAUCUCGAAACGCCUGACAUCGCUUCGGUACAUCUUUACCAAGAGACUGGGUCCGCAUGAGCAGCGCGAGGGAUAUGAGGUGCUCGGCGUUCUGCUCGUGCUACAGAUCCUGGUGCAGUCCGUGCUGCAUGUGCGGGAAACGAUCUUCGCAUUUCGUGCUGUCGAGCCCGGAGCCACUGCGCCAACUGCGGCCAUCGUCGGACCAGGCAUCGAGCUGCCAGUCUCAGUGACAGGGUCUGACCCAACUGCAGUGCCUGCGCCGAAGGUCCUUCCACCGGGUCUAUCUUCGAACACCAACACUCCAAUUCUCACCGAGCCAAGGUACGAGCUGACGAAUUCUUCAACCCUGGCUUUCAUUGGCGCUUCUGCGGACUCGCCGUCCGAGAAGGAACAGCAGAGAAAGUGUACAUUAUGCCUGGAAGCAUACAAGGACCCUAGCGUGACGACUUGUGGGCAUGUGUUCUGCUGGGAAUGUGUAAUGGAUUGGGUCAGGGAAAAACCGGAGUGCCCGCUAUGCCGACAGAGCAUCUUGCCGCAGAAGGUGCUGCCGCUACGAGGCUAG
Cyphellophora attinorum is the source of this 1158-nucleotide messenger RNA. Its product is annotated as Peroxisome biogenesis factor 10. The record is from RefSeq and is a predicted model, not a curated record. Gene Ontology annotation, biological process: protein import into peroxisome matrix. Gene Ontology annotation, cellular component: peroxisomal membrane. The transcript has a single exon. The coding region runs from base 1 to 1158 and encodes 385 amino acids. Lineage: Eukaryota; Fungi; Ascomycota; Eurotiomycetes; Chaetothyriales; Cyphellophoraceae. Gene Ontology annotation, molecular function: zinc ion binding.